This is a messenger RNA of Malus domestica (apple), 2285 nucleotides long. Its product is annotated as (R)-mandelonitrile lyase 2-like. The record is from RefSeq and is a predicted model, not a curated record. Lineage: Eukaryota; Viridiplantae; Streptophyta; Magnoliopsida; Rosales; Rosaceae. Gene Ontology annotation, molecular function: oxidoreductase activity, acting on CH-OH group of donors; flavin adenine dinucleotide binding.
CAUUUAUAUAAGAAGGAAUAAGACUCAGCAAGUCUAUGCCAUUGCCUUGCGGGCAAAGGAGUUCUCGGAAGUAGCUUCAAAAUCACCAAAGGCAAUAUUGUGGUUUCAGAAUUCUGAAUCCGUCAUUGAUAUGAAGGUCACAUGCAGUAGCGGAGGGUAGGGAAGAGAAGGGAGGCGAGGUGUCCAAUGGGUUCGCAUAACCCAAAAUACUCUGAGAAAAACAUGUCUUGUUUCGAAAACAAUAUGGAGAAAUCAGCAAUUGCUGCUAUAUUAUUGCUUUUGUACUUUUUUGUCUUCUGCCCUCAACCAAUGGUUCACUCAUUCGCCACUCCAUCUGACGUCGAAGAUUUUAGCUACUUGAAAUUUGUACGUAACGCAACUGAUCUACCAUUGCAAGAAAAAUACGACUACAUUGUGGUUGGAGGGGGCACGGCAGGGUGCCCAUUGGCAGCAACUUUAUCCGCGAACUACUCCGUGCUCCUCCUAGAAAGGGGAGAUAUUCCCACAGCAUAUCCAAACGUGUUGAGUAACGCUGGGAUUCUUGCAAAUUUCAUGCAAGAAGAUGACGGUAAGACGCCGGCCCAGAGGUUCACAUCAGAAGAUGGUGUAGCUUUUGUAAGAGGACGGGUCCUAGGCGGGUCAAGUAUGAUCAAUAUUGGUCUUUACUCAAGAGCCGACAGUGAAUUCCUCAAGAAAUCAGGAAUUAAAUUGGACAUGAACUUAGUCAAUAAUUCAUAUGAAUGGGUUGAAAACACUCUAGUGUUCCGUCCGAAUUUAUCACACUGGCAAUCUGUUGUGAAAGAUGCAUUGUUAGAAGCUGGUGUUCGUCCAGACAAUGGACUUACUUUGGAUCACAUUAAGGGAACUAAAAUCACGGGUACGAUCUUUGACAAUCGUGGAAGAAGACAUGGAGCUGUGGAACUGCUUAAUAAAGGACAUCCAAAAAACCUGAGAGUUGCAAUUCAUGCCGCAGUUGAGAGGAUCCUUUUCUCUUCCAAAGCAUCAGGUUUGUCAGCUAAAGGAAUCAUAUACAGUGAUCUUAACGGGAGGUCUCAUCGGGCAUUGAUACGUGGUAAGGGUGAAGUUAUAUUGAGUGCAGGGGCAAUUGGGAGUCCUCAACUUCUGCUACUUAGUGGUGUUGGCUCGAAGUCCUACUUUUCAUCUCUUAAAAUCCCAGUUGUUCACCCACAACCUUACGUUGGGCAGUUUAUGCGUGACAAUCCUCGUAAUUACAUUACCAUUUUGCCCCCAUUUCAACUAGAACCUUCUACUGCACAGAUUGCUGGUAUCACAAGUGAUUACUAUAUAGAGACUUUCUCCGGCUUGCCAUUUUCUACUCCGGCCUUUAGUCUUUUCCCUAAUCCAACCAUUCCCAUGACGAUAAAUUCAACUUUCGGGCACAUUGUUGUAAAACAUCCAGCACCCUUGUCCUAUGGUUCUCUUAAAUUGCAAUCUUCCUCUGAUGUCAAAGUCGGCCCAAAUGUCAAAUUCAACUACUUUGCACAGAAGCCAGACCUUUCUCGUUGUGUUAGUGCCGUGAGGAAAAUUGGUGAUUUAUUAAAAACAAACUCAUUGAAACCGUUUAAGACUCAAGAUUUACCAGGUGAAGAAGGUUUUAACUUUUUUGGACCGUCUUUACCAAUGAACCAGUCAGAUGUUGCAUCAUUUGAAACCUUUUGUCGAAAUACAGUAGCCACAUUUUGGCAUUACCAUGGUGGAUGCCUGGUCGGAAGGGUAGUUGAUGGAGAUUUGCGGGUCAUGGGGAUCAAGGCAUUACGUGUUGUUGAUGGAUCUGUAUUCAAAAGUUUAUCACCAGGGACCAAUCCUCAGGCUACUCUUAUGAUGUUAGGCAGGUACGUUGGCCUUCGAAUGCUGGAAGAAAGAUCAGUCUGCAAGGUCGUUGAUCAUAAUUCAACAUUUCAACCGUAUAUUGGAUUUCUUUAAUAUCAAAAUGACACGUUUCUUUAAGGGGUGUGUUAUCCACACACCCCAUUUUACUUCUCACACACCCCUUAAUAAUUUUUAUCUGUUGAUCUUCUUCAAUUCAUCCGAUCCGACGAUCGAAAAUUAAAAAGGUGUGUGAGAAGUAAAAUGGGAUGUGUGAAUAUCACACCCCUUCUUUAAGACUAUAGUUAAUUUGUCAUGUAAUAAAUUGAAGAUUAUUCAAUGGUUUAGUGUUAUGGUUUUUACUCAAGACAAACUCAGUUAAUAAGGUCAUGAUGUCGCUUCAAUGACCCAACUGCAAAGCCAGCAAUAAAAAUUAGCCCUACUCCUGAAAUUCAUUA